Messenger RNA from Olea europaea var. sylvestris, 487 nucleotides. Its product is annotated as serine/threonine-protein kinase GRIK2-like. Lineage: Eukaryota; Viridiplantae; Streptophyta; Magnoliopsida; Lamiales; Oleaceae. Gene Ontology annotation, biological process: protein phosphorylation; intracellular signal transduction. Gene Ontology annotation, cellular component: cytoplasm. The record is from RefSeq and is a predicted model, not a curated record. Gene Ontology annotation, molecular function: protein serine/threonine kinase activity; ATP binding. The transcript has 5 exons. The annotation marks the transcript as partial.
GGAGUACUGUUGCAUUUAUUGUUGAUUGUUAGUGCUUUACAGCUAGUAUUAACAGUUUACCAUGCAUAUUUCCAGGAUGAGAACGGGCAAAAGAUGGUCAAUGAGUAUGUCCGCGAACGCAAGAUUGGUGCUGGUAGCUAUGGAAAAGUGGUUCUUUACCGAAGCCGUAUAGACGGGAAAGAAUAUGCAAUAAAGGCAUUUCACAAGUCUCAUUUAUUGAAGUUACGGGUUGCACCUUCUGAAACAGCAAUGACUGAUGUUCUUCGUGAGGUUUUAAUCAUGAAAAUAUUGAGCCACCCAAAUAUAGUUAAUCUUAUAGAGGUUAUUGAUGACCCGACAACAGAUCACUUCUAUAUGGUUCUUGAAUACGUCGAAGGCAAAUGGGUCUGCGAAGGUUCUGGACCUACACAUGGUCUUGAAGAAAGUACUGCAAGGAAAUACUUGCGUGAUAUAGUUGCUGGUUUGAUGUAUCUUCAUGCUCAUGUAU